UUUAGGUUAAUGAUUAUUCCUUUAACAACACGUGUUACUGCUCGGCCACGCUAGCCGACAGUAAAUAUCGAGUUUAAUGCUUUUAAUUUUAUGCAAAACGACUGUUUGUCUCAACAUUGAACGACCCCACUGGAUCCGCCGCCGCUGCCAUAGUCACCAAGUAACAAACUACCUGGACGGAUCAUGAGCCAGAUUGUUUUUCAUUGUGUUUGUUUUCUGUAGAUUUGAACUAAAACUGAUUCAAUAAAUAAUACUGAAGGAUGGAGAAUAAAAACACGCGGCCCAUUUUCCCUUGAGACUAUAACUGUGGGAGCACCACAGCAACAAUGCAGUGACCUGCUAUGUUGUAUCGCCCUGAGGCGAGGUACAAAGAGAGGUUGCAGACCAAGUAUCUGAAAGCCCCAACAAGCAAGACUUCCUCAGUCGGCAGUUUUGUAAACGUGAGCCUCGAUGACUUCAGUGAUUGCUCGUCAUUCUUAUCAGGGGCCCAGGGAGGUGUCUCACCGGUUAUUUUCCAUGGCACUCCAAACCACGACUCCAGACAAAAGCCUAGAAAGUGCAUCUCUAAGGAGCACGCUUGCUUCUCAAAGCAGAUGACCCAAAAGCAGAUUCGCAGAGAAUAUGUGGCUGCUGUGGAGGAAAGACUCAAACAGCAUCCUCUCGCUAUGUUCCCACACUAUAAAGCUCACAUGAAACCAGAGUUAUUUGAUAAGGUGGUAUCCGUGUUGGACCCCGAAAUGUGCGGAUACAGUGCCUCUGCACUCCCUACUCCUACAGGAAACCAUGCGGAGGAGGUAGAUGAGAAAAACUGUACAGAGCCAAGUAAGAAAGAAGUGGAAAGAGCAAAACAUGGAACGUCUGCCAAUAAAAUGCAAGUACACUUGCAAUUUGAUGAUUAAUAGUAUUAAUAUAAUCUAAAUUUGAUCCAUUGUUCACUUAACCUGAUUGUGGAAAAUAAACAAGCAAUUCCUUUGUUGAAAUAAAAGCUGAAAUUCUAA
Molecule: messenger RNA, 998 nt
Organism: Micropterus dolomieu (smallmouth bass)
Lineage: Eukaryota; Metazoa; Chordata; Actinopteri; Centrarchiformes; Centrarchidae
Gene: fam47e
Exons: 4
Coding region: 342-899 (185 amino acids)
Source: RefSeq, a predicted model, not a curated record